GAAUUUUCGAAUCUGCCCUGCUUUGCUCUGUCCUUCCGCCGGCUGCUCCUACUUUGUGGGGGGUGAUUUGCUCCGGUUUUGGUUUCCCAUGAAUUUUCUGCACUUCUCGCCGGCCUCCCCAAGUCACAACUCCGAUUCUUGCUGGAUUUAUGGAAAAUUCGGACAGCACAGGGCAGCAAAUAAAUGGACAAAAUUCAACAACUAAUUGAUGAAAUUUCGGGCUUGGAGGAGCUGUCAACAUACCAGAAUUUAGUAGCUGCAGAACUAGGCCUGGCAGGGGGGAGAAGCCGGCGGCAAUUCUACAAGGGACUCACGGAAUUAACCUAAAAUUGAAGGAACAAUAGAUUUAAGAUGAACCCAAGCUAAAUCAAGCUGAAAAGAUGAAGUUCAUCGCUGUGGCUUACUAGAAAAAUCGAAACCACUACCCACAGCAGCAACCGGCGGUAAAGGAGGGAGAAGGCAGCAGCAGAUCUGAAAAUUUCUGGGUUGAGAAAGAGAGUUCUAAGUCCUAAAACUUGUUAUUGAGCAAGAAAGAAGGAGAAAUUUCAAGUUUUGUCACCAAUUUUCUCAAAGAAAUGAGUCGGUGGCUG
Messenger RNA from Rubroshorea leprosula, 590 nucleotides. NCBI's taxonomy places the organism in Eukaryota, Viridiplantae, Streptophyta, Magnoliopsida, Malvales, Dipterocarpaceae. The record is from the annotation of a GenBank genome assembly.